AUGAGCGCAAUAGUACCUUUUCUUUUAGUUCUCUCUGCAGCAUUGGAAAUUGAAUGUCAAUUGUGUUAUAUGUGUAAUAUUUCACUUAUAAUCAGGAAUAAUCUGUUACUUUUAGGGAGGUCUCGUGGUUCGACUUCAUCUUCAAAUUCUGGUAACUCUUAUGAAUGCGAGAUUGUGCAGCUGACGCAGAACUCUUUCUGUAAGGAAGACGGUAGGCGUGGCGCCAGAGUAUUUACCGUACAAGGUCGUCAUCUUGGUUCCAUAGUCAUAUUGGGGAGCCCUGACAAAAAAGUAGCACAGUCGAUGGAGUUACCACCAUCAUACCAGGAGGCGAGACUUUUCACUUUGUUUUCCGGUCACUUUCUUAAAUGA
Messenger RNA from Enterobius vermicularis (human pinworm), 372 nucleotides. The record is from the annotation of a GenBank genome assembly. NCBI's taxonomy places the organism in Eukaryota, Metazoa, Nematoda, Chromadorea, Rhabditida, Oxyuridae.